AUGGAUUUGGAAACUGGUGAAUAUGUUAGCAGCUUGGUUAAACCAAGUUGUCCAAUUACAAUGAAUGCACGUCAAUUAACUGGUAUUACAUCUGAAUUAUUCUCUGAUUGUUUAGAAUUCAAUCAGCAUAUCCAAAGAAUUAAGGAAUUUAUUGGAAAUGAUGAUGUGUUGUUAAUUGCUCAUAAUGGAAAGAAAUUUGAUGAAAGAGUAUUGAAAUAUCAUUUUACAGAUAAUCUGAGUCAGUUUGAAAAUUGUACUUUAGUAGAUAGUUUGCAAAUGAUUACGAAAUUCAAUGAUGAUUUACCAACUGUAACGAGAUUUUCAAAAAAACAACAAAAAUUGGUUGAGAAGAAAGAUAAAAAGUUAGUAUCAAUUUACAAACACAUAUUUGGGAGUGAAAUUGAAGAUGCACACUUCGCUUUGUCUGAUGUGAAAGCAUUAGCAUUAAUAUCUGUGGUCAGGUUCUCGGCGCAUUUUUGUGAUGCUCCCAAAAAACAUGGAAUGCUCCCAAAGCUGAUUUACUUGUAG
This is a messenger RNA of Naegleria gruberi, 528 nucleotides long. RefSeq lists its product as uncharacterized. The record is from RefSeq and is a predicted model, not a curated record. Gene Ontology annotation, molecular function: nucleic acid binding; 3'-5'-DNA exonuclease activity. The transcript has a single exon. The coding region runs from base 1 to 528 and encodes 175 amino acids. Gene Ontology annotation, biological process: DNA catabolic process. Gene Ontology annotation, cellular component: cytoplasm. Lineage: Eukaryota; Heterolobosea; Eutetramitea; Acrasida; Naegleriidae.